AUGGCGAAGAUCCACAAAGCUCGCAAGAUGGCAGGCAGAGAUGCAAACCUCCACGGUAUCCUGACAGAUGCCAAAACAUGGACCUUUCUACACCUCACCAAUGAUAAUAAGUACUCUGAAAGGAUAUUACAUUGGAACGGCGAGCGAGAUCAGAUCUACGGUCUAGUUCAAACAAUUGUCGACGCUGCCAUUGAUUCUUUUCGUGACACCGUCGAGCCGCGUUUAUCUCGGAAUUCUCAGCUGCCAACAGUCAGUCGGAUCAGUGGCUAUACCAUCAGAAAUAUCCCUGACCCUAAGGCUAGAGCAACUGACAGCAAAAGUGACUACUAA
Messenger RNA from Penicillium taxi, 330 nucleotides. RefSeq lists its product as uncharacterized. Lineage: Eukaryota; Fungi; Ascomycota; Eurotiomycetes; Eurotiales; Aspergillaceae. The transcript is spliced from 2 exons. The record is from RefSeq and is a predicted model, not a curated record. The coding region runs from base 1 to 330 and encodes 109 amino acids.